UGGUGCAGAGUGGUGAAGAGAGAGAGAGAGAGAGCACAGGGGGUAUUCACCCAUUCUUUAACCUUAACGGUUACCCUCCUCUGCUGUUAAAGGGACAGUUUUUGUUUUUCUCUCACGAUGUCUGAAGGUGAAUUAGCAGGAACCAAACUGGUGUCGGUGGACUUUGAGAUCUUCGGUGACGUUCAAGGAGUCUGUUUCAGAAUGUACACAGAGAAGGAGGGUCUGAAGCUCGGUUUGGUCGGCUGGGUGAGGAACACCCGCAGUGGGUCGGUGGACGGACAGGUCCAGGGUCCUGCUGACAGGGUGGCGGAGAUGAAGGUGUGGUUGAGUAAAAGAGGAAGUCCAAGCAGUCGGAUCAUCAGAAGCUCCUUCACCAACCUGAGAGCCAUCGACAAGCUGGAGCUCUCCGGCUUCAAGACUCGCUACUGACCAACUAAUCAAACUUCGCCCGAAGAGCUUCUCCUCCCUCCAAGAGCAAAACACUAAGAGCUGCUUAUAGUGUUCAUAACCGUAGUGAUUUGUGAGUUUAGAUUUUAUGUCCAUGCUCCUGUUAAUUCUAUGGAUGGCGACUGUUGAACUACAUAUUGGAGCUGGAGUUUUUUUUGUAGAAAGACUUAGGUUUGAGUCCAGUCACUCUGGAUAAGAACAGUGGAAAGUUUCAGGCUGACAGUGUUCAGAUAAAGAAAUCGGUGGUGUUAAUAUAUAAUUAAAAAUAUAAUUUUAUUUAUAAUAAAAGAAAGAUCUUGGUGUAAUGUAUCCAACACUCAAAAAAAACACUGUUUUGAAGACUAUAUCUACUGAAGCAGUUAAAGAUUCAAGUAUUUUUUUUAUCACUAUUCUGAUGGCAUACAUAUAGCCUAUGUUUGUAGCAGUUACAUUCAAUUAAGACAAGUUACCAUAUGAUGUAUAACACUGCACAUUUUAGUUUAAGGUACGGUGUGUAACAUCUGUUUGCAGAUUGUGUGUACGAAGCGUGUAGAAGAACUAUGGUGGUCAACGUGAAAAUGACCAUAUAUAGAGCUGUUUUAGGAGUAGCGUAGGUCAUUUGGAGAAAAGCAGAGUCAGUGUGUAGAAUGUGUUGGAAGUGAGUAGUGAAGCAAGAGAGAGAGAGAGCGGUGGCAAAUGUGUGUGAAGUUGUGAGCUAACAGUGAGCUAGCUGAGCAGAAGACAGAGUUAGUUUAGCUCUGAGAAUAUCAGUGAAUGUUCAGUGAAAGUUGCAGUUUGUGUAAAAAAAUAAAUGCUGCAGCUCCUCAAGACCAA
This is a messenger RNA of Sebastes umbrosus (honeycomb rockfish), 1260 nucleotides long. RefSeq names its product acylphosphatase-2-like. Bases 118 to 429 code for a protein of 103 amino acids. The transcript is spliced from 4 exons. Lineage: Eukaryota; Metazoa; Chordata; Actinopteri; Perciformes; Sebastidae. The record is from RefSeq and is a predicted model, not a curated record. Gene Ontology annotation, molecular function: acylphosphatase activity.